Messenger RNA from Babesia ovata, 378 nucleotides. Its product is annotated as 5-hydroxytryptamine receptor 7, putative. The record is from RefSeq and is a predicted model, not a curated record. Lineage: Eukaryota; Apicomplexa; Aconoidasida; Piroplasmida; Babesiidae. The coding region runs from base 1 to 378 and encodes 125 amino acids. The transcript has a single exon.
AUGACUGUGCAGCGAAUUCCCGAAAUUGUGGAAGAACGACACAAGUUCCCCUGUGGUACGCGGCGUCCGCCUGGUGAGGCAGCUGAGGUAAGAGGACAACGUCAGCAGGGGAUCCGCGCCGCCGCAGGUGGGAGAGAGGAUAGUGACGAUAUACUUGCCAUCUUUGGGGUUCUCAGAAUAAUCCUUCUCCCUGAAUCCCAUGUUGACACGGCUCUUGAGGCAGAUGUCACACGGGUCGAAGGGAUGAGUCUCGAAAUUGGAGUCGGAGGCGUCAGUCAGGAAAGCCUGCAGGGGGGACUUUUGGGGAGACACACCAUGGCCAUAGUCAUGAUUCUUCCAACCUCCGUGCUGGGAGACUCGAGAACAGUGCGACUUUAG